Loa loa (African eye worm) is the source of this 354-nucleotide messenger RNA. RefSeq lists its product as hypothetical. NCBI's taxonomy places the organism in Eukaryota, Metazoa, Nematoda, Chromadorea, Rhabditida, Onchocercidae. The record is from RefSeq and is a predicted model, not a curated record. The transcript is spliced from 4 exons. The coding region runs from base 1 to 354 and encodes 117 amino acids.
AUGGAAUUUUCAAAUCUUCAGGAAUACGAGCACAACGAAAUCAAAGACCGCAAAUGCCGUGCUGUACAGUGGAGAAAUUCCAAUCAAACUGAUGAGUUGUUGGGAGUUCUUUCAAAUCUGAAAGAUGAAAAUAGCAACGAACGAUGCGAUUUAGCGAGUGAACGAUACGUAGUAGAAGCGGCAAUAGAGUUGAGAAAAUACGAACAUCCCGGAUAUCAGUUGUUCCAAACUUCCUUUAACCAAUUAAUCGAAAGAAAUCCCUGCUCAACUUAUAAAACUUAUAAGAAAAAUGUUCAGGACAUUAGUCCUCAAUGCAGAGGUCUGUCACUUCUCUUGAAUAAUCUAACUGCUUGA